GACCGGGGUUUUCCUUCGUGACGCGUUCAGAAGAAGCAAGCUGCGAACACUAAAUUACCAAGCUCCCGAAGCCACUGGGAGCCUUUCCUAUCUGAUUGUCACUAGCCGUCUAUAUCUCAGAUUCGGCGAAAAUUACGAAAAUUAUUGACUCGAGUCCUUGCCUUGGUCAUACCGACGAAGAGUUGAAUUGAGUUUUGGCGAAAAAAAGCGGACACUGCGCAUCGUACCUCCGUGAGUUGAUCUUUUUUUUUUACUUAGACGCUGGUUCUGGGGACGAUAUCUGAUCCACCCAGAGACGAGUGAAUGGAGAGCAUGCGAGACACACGCAGAGGACAAGAAACGAAGAGAGAGACGGAAAAAAGGACAAGAAAAGGAAUUCUGACGAGGGGCCGACACUAACAAGGAUUUGUCACAGUGUAAAUAACCUCACUAAGACGCUGCUUGUCAUUGUUUUAGAUACAUGCCUGCCAUAGGCUGACCACAACUGCCUCCAGUAAAAUCUCUUGUUUUGUAUUUUUAUGCUAAACGCUUUUUGAACACACUUGAUUGGUUGAUUCUGUCUUCUUUCACCAUUGUGCUUUUGAAACGAGACGUGUGAAGGAAGGGGAAUUUAUCUGUUUUACCUUCUCUUUUUGUGUUUCGUUUCAGCGUUUUUUUUGUGGUAAGAAAAGUGUUUCUUUUCUACUUUUUUUCCUUCUCGGAGAAAGACUUUCAGUGGCAUUGUUGCAUUUUUUUCAAAAAAAGAGGACAAACCCCCUUGUUUGCCUGUGUGUGUUUGUCAAGUUUCCUUCGUGAGGUAGUACUGUACUGAGACUACAGGAACGUCCACGGAAUUCUCCGUCGGGUUAAGAUGGGAUCUGAGAAGGACUCGGAGUCCCCCCCCACUUCUAUUAGCGGCGUACCCAACCCGAAGUGUCGGGCGCCGGUCAAGCGCCAAGGCCGCAUUUCCUUCCACAGCCUCUUCCACAGCAAACGGGGUUCCCGAGGAGCCAAAGCAGCAACUGCCACUCCUCUGACCCUCCAACACCACCACCAGCCUCAACAACAACAACAACAACAGCAGCAACAGCAGCUCAUCCCUCCAGCCCCUCACACUGCCCCUACCCCCCCAACCACAACAUCCCCAGCUCUCCAGGACCCAGCUGCCUCUGCCCCAGUGGAGCCCCUCUCCUCCAGCUAUCCAUCCCUGGCUGGGCCUCCCUCCACUGGGGAAGGCCUCCUGGAGUGUCCCCUGUGCCUGGUGCGCCAGCUCCCAGAGCAGCUGCCGGAGCUGCUGGGGUGCAGCCACCGCUCCUGCCUUGGCUGCCUGCGCCAGUACCUGCGCAUUGAGAUCACCGAGAGUCGCGUGCAGCUCAGCUGCCCAGAGUGCGCCGAGCGGCUGGUCCCUCGGCAGGUGGCGGACAUCUUGGAUGACGCGGCGCUCCUGGAAAAGUACGAGGAGUUCCUGCUGCGGCGCUGCCUCGCCUCUGACCCGGACUGCCGGUGGUGCCCUGCCCCCGACUGCGGGUUUGCUGUGAUUGCAUCUGGCUGUGCCAGCUGCCCGCGGCUGGUAUGCCGUAGGGAGGGUUGUGGGGCAGAGUUCUGCUACCACUGCAAGCAGGCUUGGCACCCCAACCAGACCUGCGACUCUGCCCGCCAGCAGAGGGCACUGUCCCUGCACACCCACAGCAAUCACUCACCCAGCUACACCCAGGAGCAGGGGCCUGCGGAUGACAUCAAGCCUUGUCCACGUUGCGGUGCUUACAUCAUCAAAAUGAACGAUGGCAGCUGCAAUCACAUGACCUGCGCGGUGUGUGGCUGUGAGUUCUGCUGGCUCUGCAUGAAGGAGAUCUCGGACCUGCACUACCUCAGUCCGUCAGGGUGUACCUUCUGGGGCAAGAAGCCGUGGAGCAGGAAGAAGAAGAUCCUGUGGCAGUUGGGUACGCUGAUUGGCGCCCCUGUGGGCAUCACGCUCAUCGCUGGCAUCGCCGUGCCCGCCAUGGUCAUAGGCAUUCCUGUCUAUGUAGGACGCAAGAUCCACGCUCAUUAUGAGGGAAAGAAGGCCUCUCGUCACCGUAGAAACCUGGCCAUCACCGGAGGAGUGGCCCUGUCAAUCAUCACUGCUCCAGUUAUAGCUGCCGUCAGUGUUGGGAUUGGCGUGCCCAUCAUGCUGGCCUAUGUGUACGGCGUGGUGCCCAUCUCGCUGUGCCGCGGGGGAGGUUGUGGAGUGAGCCGGGGCAAAGGCCGUGGCAUGAGGAUAGACUUUGAUGAGGACGAUGGGCCAAUCACAGUGGCAGAUGCUUGGCGGGCUCUAAAGUCCCCCAGCCUGGGGGAGAGCAGCACUGAAGGUGCGGCCAGCGGCCUCAGCACCACCUCCCCCAGUGAGGGCCUCUCAGUGGCUCCGGGGAGGCUGGGGGACACGCCACACUUCAACACUCUGGCCGGGGGAGCCCUAGGGUCCCGGACUUGCAAAUACAGCAGGCUGGAGGUCCAGGGAGGGGAGCUUGGGAAAGAGGCAGCCCAGAGAGAGACAGGCAGCCUGGGGGCCGGUAGUGACUGUGCCAGCACCAGGGGCAUGGCAGGAUCUAUCAUCUCCUCCUAUACACUACCUGACAGUUCUUCCAGGGAGUGCACCAACCUGGAGAUCCAGGUGGACAUUGAGACCAAACCCAGCCACAUCUGCCUGACCAGCGAGGAGGACCUCACCCCACCCCCUGGCACCCUGGCCACCGGCUCUGUGGGGGAGGAGCCUCAGGACUGCAGCUCCCGAAGGGGCGGAGCUCUGUCCGGCUCGAUGCUAGGAUUGUCACCGGGGGCAUCGCUCAGAGAGGGGCUUCACGAUGUCACUUUGGCCCAGCCAGAAAGCAUCCGAAGCGACCUGGAGAUGUCGGACACCCAAUCAGAUGACAUAGCCGAGCUGACGUCGGACGACUGUGAAUCCCCCCACCCCAAGAGCCGUCGGCUCCCCCACCAGCCCCAGCCCACCUGCAGAGCGCUCACCGGGGGGGACGGUCUCCACGCUCCCCCCGACAACGUCAUCCUUUAUGUCUGAGAGGCUCCCUGCUCUCAGAGAUUGCACAAACCCCCCAACGGUUUUGAUGUAUUCACUUUUCUUUUGAAUCGUUGACGUGAGCUUUUUGGUUGUUAUGUAUUUGCUGCUUUUUACAUUUGAUUUUCAAGACCUUGUACAUACAGACAGGACCUGUUCUACUUGUGUCUGUCUGUCUGUCAUCUAUCAACCUGUCAGUCGCCUGACUUGGGCCUAGUCAGGGUUCUACCUCUGAACAUUUAAUACAAUUUUUGUUUACUUCUUGGUGCAAAAAUGCCUUGGCUACUAAAGCAAAAAAGCAAAACAUGAGGUUCAUAUUUGCCACAAGAAAUAUUGCAACAAAAAAAAUGAAAGAAAGAUUUAAUUAAUAGAAAUGUAGCCAAGUACACCAGUGAGAGAAGGACUAUCUGGGUGAUGUGGUACUAAUGAGUGAGAAGCGUUUUUUUUUUACGUGUGGGUGCAGCUUUUCUUGGCUUGUUUCUGAUUUGUUUGUAUAGGAAUGACCAUAACAUUUUAUUUGCAGUGUGCAUGAGUCUGCAUGACCUGCGUUGUGUAUGGGGUAGGGGGGCUGUGAACAAGCACAGUGGGUACUUGUUACACUGGCAGUGUUAGGUUUGCACAGAUAUGUUAUUAUAACAAGCUAGAGGUAUUCUGCACUUAAACCACGCCUGCACAGAGAAGAGGGUUUUCAAGGUCAGUUGAAUAGUGAAACCAGCAGACAGUUUUCACAUAAAUGGCUGACUGCUUGCCUUAGUGUUGACACACUCACUGACAAACACGCACUGGCUUUCUGACACGCUGGCUGCCUGAGGGACCCUACUGAAUGUUGUGUGUGUGUGUGUGUGUGUGUGUAUGAGAGAGUGGAAGAAUGAGGGAGAGAUCGCCAGUCGUAAGGCGAGUAGUGAGAUGCACAAUUAAAACUCUUACCAGAGAGAGAGAGAGAGCAAGAAUGGAUUGACUCUUUGUCAAUGUAUUUGUCCCACUAAAGAGUGAAUCCAUGAAUGAGCACUUAUGCACUUUACCUCAGUAUUGAUCUAUUUUUGCUAUUCAUUACUAACUGCUGUCAUUUCUGGAGUGUCUUUGCAUACUUACUGCUUAACGAUCAUUCUUGUCUCUGGUGACGACACCAAAUGAGUUAUAUAAUAUAAAUGUUAUUGUUAAAAAUGAAUGUUGCAGCCCAGGUUUUGUUUGUUCUACAAAGUUAUCAACAAGGAUAACUGUUUAAAAGUAGUUUACUAUUUCACCCUUGUGCUUUGAUUACAGUUGGUUUCCUUGGUUAUAGGAUUUGUAUUAAUAGAAGAUUCAUUUCUUCAUUUCAGAAAAGCUUUAUAGGGUCUGCUGCUUGUGCAUUUGGCCAGGCACCAUUCAGUCUGGCCUGUGGAUGUGAAUUUGUUUAGUUUUUUGUUGCCCGUCUGUGAGAAGCCACAUGAAUGUACCACAGAUUGAGACUUCUUGAGUUUGAGAGAAGAUAGAUUAUCAUUUCUCCUAGGAACACAAAUACACAUGUUUAAUAUAUUUAUGAACAUAAUAGAUAGCAAUAUAAAAGUAUUACUGUAUAAUAUUUUAUCUCCUGGUCCUGUUUUGUAAACCUCUUUGUGAGGGCAGUACAUACAGGACUGUGAACGACAUGGACUUUUGGCAAAAAUAAACACAUUCUUCUGUUACACCAA
Messenger RNA from Hypomesus transpacificus, 4698 nucleotides. It is a transcript of the gene rnf19b, whose product is annotated as ring finger protein 19B. The transcript has 10 exons. Gene Ontology annotation, molecular function: ubiquitin conjugating enzyme binding; zinc ion binding; ubiquitin protein ligase activity. The coding region runs from base 851 to 3031 and encodes 726 amino acids. Lineage: Eukaryota; Metazoa; Chordata; Actinopteri; Osmeriformes; Osmeridae. The record is from RefSeq and is a predicted model, not a curated record. Gene Ontology annotation, biological process: positive regulation of proteasomal ubiquitin-dependent protein catabolic process; protein polyubiquitination; ubiquitin-dependent protein catabolic process. Gene Ontology annotation, cellular component: cytoplasm; ubiquitin ligase complex.